Molecule: messenger RNA, 1284 nt
Organism: Pieris macdunnoughi
Lineage: Eukaryota; Metazoa; Arthropoda; Insecta; Lepidoptera; Pieridae
Source: the annotation of a GenBank genome assembly
AUGUCACUGAACUAUGCAUUCAGCUUUUCAGUGUUUCUUUUGGUGCUUGUAGUUUUAAAUAUAUAUUUUUUCUACACACUAAAUACUAUUAAUAAAAAAUCCCCUAAAUUUAAUGUUCCAAAGCUCAGAGUUGACCUUACUACAAAUGUGUUUCAAGACAUUUAUGAAUAUCUUAAUUAUUUACCAAAUCAAUAUAAAAACAAAAACUCCAAAUUUAUGUCUAUACAAAAGAAACUAAUUAAUUCUUUUAACACAAGUAGAGUAACAAAUCCAGCACAUGCACAACAUACUUGGGUUGAAGUUGAUAAUUGGGUCAGUAAUAUAUCACUAUUUCCUCAUGAGGAUGGUAUUGGUGGAAAAAUGCUUCAUGCUCUACAAUCCACACCGAUAGCACUGGUGGAUAAUGCACCUAAAGGAACCCAGUUAAAACUGUUACUUCUCCUGGAAGGCAACCAAAAACUGUACUUCAAGCCAAAGAGAUAUAAUUUAGAACAUGUAAUUAAUGGGAAAAUCUAUGCUGGCUUUGACCGUCAUAAUUCUGAAGUUUUUGCAUACUACUUGGCAAUGGUUUUGAAUUUUAAAUGGAUACCUCCCUCUGUGAUAAGAAAAGUACACUUGGAUAAUGAUAUUUUGCCAGUUGCAACAUCUGGAUUAAGAAAAACAAUGUUAAAAAAUAGUAAAGGCACCUUAUGUAUUUAUGGUAAAUGUUUUUACUGUAAAAUAAAUGAAACAGUGUGUCCGGAUGAUAAUGGUGAAGUAGAAGGUGCUGCAAUAUUGUACUUAGAUAAACAGUUAAAGGUGUACAAGUCACCAUGGCGGAGAUCAUAUAAUGCAAAGAAAAUGGAAUGGGAAAUUGACAGUGAUUUUUGUGUGAAAAUUAGGGGUAGUCUAAGUACAAGACAUCUUCUUAAUCUUAUAGAAGUAUCAUUAUUUGAUUUUUUAAUCCAGAAUGGUGAUCGCCAUCGAUAUGAAGUUUAUAAAGAGCAAAUCAUAUUGUUAGAUAAUGGAAAAGGUCUGGGAAACCCACUUGUAGAUGAGCUAGACAUUUUAGCUCCUCUUUACCAGUGUUGCAUGCUUCCUACAUCCACCUGGCAACAUUUGGAAAUAUUAUCUGGGGGCAACCUAUCAGACACAAUUAAGCUGUUAUCUAAAUUUCAAGGUAUAAAGUUGGCAACAGAGGAACACUUUAAAGCUAUUGAAAGGAGAUUAUUAAAAAUAUAUGCAACAGUCCAAUAUUGUAUAGGAAGAUAUGGUAGUUCUAAAGUAUUUAGAAGUGGUUUUUAG